Molecule: messenger RNA, 279 nt
Organism: Puccinia graminis f. sp. tritici CRL 75-36-700-3
Lineage: Eukaryota; Fungi; Basidiomycota; Pucciniomycetes; Pucciniales; Pucciniaceae
Exons: 2
Coding region: 1-279 (92 amino acids)
Source: RefSeq, a predicted model, not a curated record
AUGUCGGGAAUCGCUAGGGUGUAUGGAAAGGAGGCUGUCGUAGUACUGAUCGCCGCAACCAGUCUAUGUCUCAAGCAUUCAAGGCGCCUGAACAUCAACCUUGUGUGCGAGGACGAGAAUGUCGGCCAGUGGAAAUUGUUCGAAGGGCAAUCGAAGCCACAGCUUUUGGUGCGGGUGAAACUCGUCAUAAGACAUGCCAGCAAUCCCGUCAUCGCCAACUGGGGCGCUGGUUCUGAAGACUUGUUUCUCCAAACCAACUUGCAGAGGGGCGUGCGAUGA